Molecule: messenger RNA, 1553 nt
Organism: Gasterosteus aculeatus aculeatus (three-spined stickleback)
Lineage: Eukaryota; Metazoa; Chordata; Actinopteri; Perciformes; Gasterosteidae
Product: pro-opiomelanocortin
Biological process (GO): neuropeptide signaling pathway
Cellular component (GO): extracellular region
Molecular function (GO): neuropeptide hormone activity
Source: RefSeq, a predicted model, not a curated record
UGUGUGUGUGUGUGUGUGUGUGUGUGUGUCCUUGGCUGGCAUCAUAUAAAGUCGCGGUCAGAUGGAACGACGGUAGUGGAGGAACAACAGAAACCUCUGACCAGCAGCUGAACACAACCGGGAGAAAGAGAAGGACGAGAAAUGUAUCCUGCGUGGCUAUUGGUGGUUGUGGCGGUGAUGGGCGUGGCCGGAGGAGACGUCAGUCUGUGCUGGGAACAUCCAAGCUGUCAGGACGUCAACUCUGAGACGAGCAUGAUGGAGUGCGUCGAGCUGUGCCGCUCCGACCUCACCGCCGAGGCGCCCGUCGUCCCGGGCGCGGCCCACCUCCAGCCGCCUCCUCCUCCAUCCGAGGCCCUGCCGAUCCUCUCGCUUCUGUCCUCCCCCUCCUCCCCCUCCUCCCCGCAGGCCAAGCGCUCCUACUCCAUGGAGCACUUCCGCUGGGGGAAGCCCGUCGGGCGCAAGCGCCGCCCGGUCAAAGUGUACGCCCCCAACGGCGUGGAGGAGGAGUCGGCCGAGCUGUACCCCCCCGGGGAGAUGAGGAGGCGCGAGCUGAUGGAGGACGAGAAGAAGGCGCAGCAGCAUCAGCGGGAGGAGGGGGAGGAGGAGGGGGAGGAGGAGCUCCCAGGUGACCACCACGAGAAGAAGGACGGCGCCUACAAGAUGAAGCACUUCCGCUGGAGCGGCCCGCCGGCCAGCAAGCGCUACGGCGGCUUCAUGAGGAGCUGGGACGAGCGCGACCCGAGGCCGCUGCUCACGCUCCUCAAGAACGUCCUGAACACGGAGGGACGGCAGUGAGGGAGGAGGGGGUGGAGGGGGAGGAGGAGCAGACAGACGGGCCCACGAGUCCUUCAGAAAAACCCAGAUACACCUCGAAACCGAGACCAUGAAUAUGUGUGGAUGAAUAAAUGGGAAAAUCGCUUUUCACUGCGAUGCCGCCUUGUUAUUUGGAUAUAUUAUGAUAGAUACAGACUCAAUGUCACGAUAUAAAUCAAUAUGUCCCGGACAAUACUAGAAUGUUGAUAGUGGCAAAUGUCUCUUUUAAUCCAGCAAACUCUCAGAAGGGUAAAGAUAUCCAGUUUGAAAACACAUCAUCAUUCACAAUUGAGGCUCUUGUUCUAAAAUAUUUGACCUAAUUAAGGAUCCAGCUGUCAGAAUCAUCGCUGGGUCGUAGUUUGAGUUAAAGGUUAAUAAAGUAAAAGAGGCCUUAAACUCCUCAAAAGCCUGAACUCUAAAAAAGUUCCCUGAGUUGGAACAGUUUCAAUUAUUUUAACUUUGCUCUCUGCUCACUUUGAAAAUGAGUUUAAAACCCUCUUAAUAAAACCACAUAGAGGUUUUAGGAAGGGACAGUAAUUUAACACCAAGGUGUCUUCUAAGGUGUCCUCUCAGUCGGGUCCCAACAGGACGAACGCGGCUGUCUGCUCCUCCGAGGCGGGGCUCGAACCCACGGUCACCGGUCCCGCUCGGUAACUCCUCCUGGGAUGAUUCUUUUUAUCAAAUGAGUCAUGUAAAUACAUGUAAAUGACAUGAAAACAUAAAGUUAUUUGCAAGCAAAA